Molecule: messenger RNA, 4294 nt
Organism: Owenia fusiformis
Lineage: Eukaryota; Metazoa; Annelida; Polychaeta; Sabellida; Oweniidae
Source: the annotation of a GenBank genome assembly
UCGGGAUGUCAGACUGUUCUUAGAAAAAGUAUAGUAUUCAUUAGAAAGUAUUAAACUGAUCGAUCAGGAUGUCAGAAUUCAUGAAAGUUAGAGCCGUUGGAGUAAUACAAGUACAUGUUGAGUAUAGCACUGUCUGAUAUAUGAGGAAUAUGUGAAGAUGGGGAAUAGUCUUCAACAAUGGCGUACUGCAAUAGGGACUUUCAGUCAAUCAUCAUCUGAUAGUUCAACGUUUAGAUUCACACGAUCUUGGUUAACAAACCAACCACCCGAUAAAGAGACACACCUGCCACCAAAUAAAUCCCAGAACCUGAGUGCGAAUCAAAAAGGCACACAUAAACACCAUGAUAAACUGAACAUCUCUGACCAACAAUCGCCAAACUCCGAGAAGUCAGUGUUGAAGCGGGGAUGGAUAAAGCGGUUAACAAUGCGAGAGGUUGGGUUGAAGAUGGCGCCUACCCUCCUUGUUAUCUUACUCAUCGCAUUGAUGAUUGGUGGGGUUGAAGUAAAUCCCGGUCCGAGACCAGGAUACAUCCCAGAAACUGAGGAUAGUAAGCUCAAGGUCGAAGAAGAUAAUCCUUUUGAAAAUGCUGUGAAAUCCAACAAACCCCCCUCAGUUGAGUGCGCACAAAGGAUGUACGAAAUUGGACGAGAACUCUGUAGAAAGGAUUGGAAAACUACAGACAUGGACGAAAUAGAACUGAGUAAACAGAUCGAUUUGUUUCACCAACUAGCUGUCGAGUACAAGAAACUAUUUGAAGAAACGAAACAUAUUGAGGGUUGGUAUUUCGUUCGAUCAGCAGGUCUUCUAAAUGCAGCUCUGAAUUGUAUUGAGAGACUAAAGAAACUCAAAGAAGACCCCUUGACUGAGAUCGAGAAGGACUGUAAUGAAAUAUUGCAGGGAUUAGAAACGACGUUUUUGAAGAGGGUUAAGAAGCACACCGAGAUCCCGACCGCAAAGGCGACAUUAAAGUAUCAAGAGGAAUUGAAGCAGUUGAGACAAUACUCUGAUUACACGAUCAAUUCUAUCGUCAAAGAUGAUAUGAUAGUCAAUUUAGAAACAGUUGAAAUGACAGUAGAAGACGAGGAGCGAACAAUAAAAAACAGCAAAGCAUUUUAUAACGAACUCAGCAACAAACUUGUGAGUUUUUAUAAGUUACUGAUAGAUGACUGCCUUAAUGUUUUUGGUACACCGAAUUGUAGGUUCUGUUUUGUAGGUCUGGGAUCUUUGGCAAGACAAGAGGCAACUGCAUACUCAGAUCUUGAAUCAGCAAUCAUAUUUGAUGACACUGAGAAAUCACUCGAGGAAAUAGACCAGCUUAAGAGUGAAUUUAGGCUCAUCGUGCAUUAUGUGCACUUUAAGAUACUCAACCUAGGCGAGACUGUCAUUCCAAGUUUAAGUAUUCCAGUGUUGAACGACUUUAACAAGGAAUUAACGGAAGAAUUAUCAGAAAACAAAUUCUUUGAUUCAAUUUCUCCUCAAGGAUUGUGUUUUGAUGGAGCCAUGCCAUGGGCGAGUAAAACCCCGAUUGGCCGUAACCCUACACAAAAGAAACCUGCAAGAGAGCUGAUUAUGACCCCAGACGAGAUGUCUGAAUGCCAAAACGAAGACGUUUGUUCGGACGAAGGCUAUCACUUGGGCGAUGUUCUCAUGACAACCACUCUGAUAUAUGGCGAUGGCGAUUUACACGAUAGCUAUAAAUCGAAACUUCGAAAAAUUCUUAAAUCAGAUUCAGAGAAAUUCCCAGGUAUUAGCGUAGGUGUCGCCAGGGCAGCCGAAACACUUAGAGACGAUUUGGAAAAAUAUGCAAAGAAUCCUCUUACGCCAGAAACAUUCAGUAAGCAAGUACAUGUUAAAAGAGACAUAUACAGAUUUGCGACGAUGUCUGUAAAUUCACUUAAACUUAAGUAUGACUGUGUCGCCCAAUCCCCUCUUGAUGUUCUGGAUGAAUUAUGCGAUAAAAAGAAGAUAUUGAAGGAGCGUGCCAAAAUUGACCUUCAGUUAAUGGUCUGUUCGUGUAUUAAUCUCCGGCAUUUCACUUACAACAAAUAUAAAAGACAAAGGGAGUUCAUAUCAUUCCUAUCGAGACCCCCUGACCAAGAAAGACCCACGGAUUCAAGUGAAUCGCUAUCUGUUCGGGAUUAUAGUGCAAUAUACCGCUUUUUCUUAACAUUCAUACCCUGGGCAAAUUUCUUGAAAGCGGCGAUUGAGGGCAAAACUGAAGAUUGGAAGUAUUUGCCUAGGUACAUAGAAAGCAGUGAACAAAUAAAGGGAACACUGCAUAAAGAAAUGAACUUUUUCAAAAAUGCAUUACUGGCCUUCAUGAAAGAAGAGACGCGAAUUAUGAACUUAGAACACUGCAGCAACCAAGAGCAACUUGCUGAAAUCCAAACAACCAUAGCGUCGCUUUAUAAUACAAAUUGCAUGUAUCGAGAUGCUUUGACGUACUACACUAAAGCGUAUAACUUGGAAAAGAAUGUACAUACUGAUGAAAACCAUCCACAUAUAGCAUCAUUACUUGACAGUUUGGGUAUUGUGCAUCGUUCAUUAGGCGAAUACAAGAAGGCACUUGAAUAUCAUCGAAAAUCACUAAAAAUUAACGAAAAAUUGUCUGUGUCUAAUACGUUUGAUAGAAAUAUUGCUAAAUCUCAAAUGAAUAUUGGAUGGGUCUUCUGGGAGCUCAACGAACUUGAAAAUGGUCUCACUUAUUUAAGGAAGAGUGAGAAGAUAUAUAAAACUAUCUGUGAAAAUGGACCCGAUCGAGAUUAUGCGUAUACGUUAAAUAUGAUUGGACUUGUCUAUCGAGAUCAACGUGACCUCACCAAUGCCUUGUUGCAUUUUCAAGACAGUUAUAAGAUAAGAAAGGAAAUAUGGAAUGAUGUCCCAAAUGAUGAUGUAGCGCAAUCACUGCACAAUAUUGGUCAGGUGUAUGAAAUUCAAGCUGAUACCAAUAAUGCUUUGUUAUAUUACAAUAAAGCGCUGACAAUGUUCCAACAGGUAUACCAAGACAAACCGCAUUAUACAAUUGCAACAGCAAUUGGUAGCAUUGGUGAUGUGUAUUCUCAGCAAGGUGAUCUCACCAAUGCCAUGUCUUACCAUACUGAUGCUCUUGCAAUGAAGAGACAGGUCUAUGGAGACAAGCCUCAUGCUAGUAUUGCCACAUCAAUGAAUAACAUUGGUGAUGUGUAUUCUCAGCAAGGUGACCUCACCGAUGCCAUGUCUUACCAUACUGAUGCUCUUGCAAUGAAGAGACAGGUAUAUGGAGACAAGCCUCAUGCUGAUAUUGCCACAUCAUUGUAUAACAUUGGUAGUGUGUAUUCUCAGCAAGGUUAUCUCACCGAUGCCAUGUCUUACCAUUCUGAUGCUCUUGCAAUGUAUAGACAGGUCUAUGGUGACAAGCCUCAUGCUCAUAUUGCCAUAUCAAUGAACAACAUUGGUGAUGUGUAUUCUCAGCAAGGUGACUUCUCCAAUGCCAUGUCUUACCAAAAUGAUGCUCUUGCAAUGUAUAGACAGGUCUAUGGUGACAAGCCUCAUGCUCAUAUUGCCAUAUCAUUGAGUAACAUUGGUAAUGUGUAUUCUCAGCAAGGUGACCUCACCAAUGCCAUGUCUUACCAUACUGAUGCUCUUGUAAUGAGAAGACAUGUCUAUGGAGACGAACCUCAUGCUGAUAUUGCCACAUCAAUGAACAACAUUGGUGAUGUGUAUUGUGAGCAAGGUGACCUCACCAAUGCCAUGUCUUACUAUACUGAUGCUCUUACAAUGAGAAGACAAGUCUAUGGAGACAAGCCUCAUGCUCAUAUUGCCAUAUCAUUGUACAAAAUUGGUAGUGUGUAUUGUGAGCAAGGUGACCUCACCAAGGCCAUGUCUUACUAUACUGAUGCUCUUGCAAUGUAUAGACAGGUCUAUGGAGACAAACCUCAUGCUGAUAUUGCCAUAUCAUUGUACAAAAUUGGUAGUGUGUAUUGUGAGCAAGGUGACCUCACCAAGGCCAUGUCUUACUAUACUGAUGCUCUUGCAAUGUAUAGACAGGUCUAUGGAGACAAACCUCAUGCUGAUAUUGCCAUAUCAUUGUACAACAUUGGUAAUGUGUAUUCUCAGCAAGGUGACCUCGCCAAUGCCUUGCAAUACUUCACCGGAUGUCUUACAAUGGAGAGAUUAGUAGAUGAUUACAAGGCUCAUAAUCAUAUCACUUUAACAUUGGAAAGCAUCGCAAAUAUAUUUCUCAAACAAGGCGACAUGGUCAAUUAUAUCAAGUAUUCCGAAGAGAGUAAGGAGAUGAAGGAGAAACUCAAGUAG